Linum trigynum is the source of this 2448-nucleotide messenger RNA. NCBI's taxonomy places the organism in Eukaryota, Viridiplantae, Streptophyta, Magnoliopsida, Malpighiales, Linaceae. The record is from the annotation of a GenBank genome assembly.
CCGAUUGUGCGCUCUACUACUUAGUCUGUGCACAAAGUAUUUAGUAACACCCCCAACAAUUGCCCCCCAAGCUGGUGGUGAGUUUUAACUCAUCGCUAGCUUUUAUAUAUAUAUAUAUAUUUUUAAAUCUUAGUCGGUAAUUAUGGGUGGAGCCCUAUGUACCCCAGUUGCCCCCCAGCUGGUGGCGCGUUUGACUGACGCGGUGCCAGCUUCUUGCGUCUUGCCCCCUAGUUGGUGUAUUCCAUUAAGGCGUGUAGCCCCCCUUAGCCCCAUUAACGCUCAGGCAAGUAAAAUAUUUCAAUAUUUACUAAUGAUAGAGAGACAGAGUACUUAGCUUUAUGUUGGCGACGGGUAGUGAGACCAAGUUGGACCUUGCGCGGUUGCCUUGUGGGUCGGGGCUUGACGCGGAGCGGAUCAGGCGACUUCGUUGGAGGGCCGCGAGCGGAUGGUCCUGAGACGCUUUUGUCGAACUAAGUGGGCGCGAAUAGUUCGUGACUAUUGCGACUUUUUGUUCCGUGGAACUGAGUGGGCACGAAUAGUCCGUGACUAUUGCGACUUUUUGUUCUUUCGAACCGAGUGGACGCGAAUAGUGCGGGACUAUUGCUAUUUUUUGUUCCGUGGAACUGAGUCUGCGCGAAUAGUUCAUGACCAUUGCGAAUUUUUGUUUGUUCCGUGGAACUGAGUGGGCGCGAAUAGUGCGGGACUAUUGCUAUUUUUUGUUCCAUGGAACUGAGUGUGCGUGAAUAGUUCAUGACUAUUGCGACUUUUUGUUUGUUCCGUGGAACUGACUGGGCGUGAGUAGUUAAACAUCAGAUACCGCGCCAUUGAAACACACGGCUCACUUGUAGCCUGCUGGUGACGUUGACUGUCCGGCGGAGGAAUGCCGCGGGUUCGAGGAUUGGCGGUGACUUCAUUUUUUUGAAGAGUUCCGUCUGUUGAGCGCGGGCCAUGAGUUGGGCUCGCGCGUGAGGCUUGGCCCGCAAAUGGAGUCUGGUGACGAGCCCGAGAAUUGGAUGAGGGCCCAGGUUACGUGUUGCUGUUGAGGCAAGUGAGAGUGGAUACAUAGGGCACGCCGCGCUUUAGUAGCAACUACGCGCUUUAGUCUGCUGGUUAACACCCACGUCUGGUGGGGGAGUGACGUGGGUUCAAUUCCUCGCGGCGACGAUAAUAUUUUUGGCGCGAAUAGAUCGGUGACCGCCGCGAGUUGGGCCCGAAGCGGCGCUGGCUGUCGCGAGUUGGGAUUCGGACUACGGUUUGGUGGGCCCACGGCGUCUGUUGCGGGCGGCUUGGAUCGGGAUCGAGGACGAGUCGGCGGGCCAAUCGAUCCCCCAUCAGCUCAGUGACGCGAAAGUGGGCCGCGGGCUUGGAUGGGGGCGGGCCGCAUUGGCGAAGUGAGCCACGGCAAGUGGGCGGGCCGCGAGCUAGGUAAGUGGGGCGGAUAUGAUGUCCCGCGAGUGGGAGUGGAUAGAUAGGGCACGCUGCGCUUUAGUAGUAACAAUGCGCUUUAGUCUGCUGGUUAACACCCUCGUCUGGUGGGGAAGUGACGCGGGUUCAAUUCAUCGCGGCGACGAUAAUGUUUUUGGCGCGAAUGGAUCGGUGACGGACCGCCUGUUGGGCCCGAAGCGGCGCUGGCCGCCGCGAGUUGGGAUUCGGGCUGCGGUUUGGUGGGACUGCGGCGUCUGUUGCGGGCGGCACGGAUCGAGAUCGAGGACGAGUCGGCGGGCCGAUCGAUCUCCCAGCAGCUAGUGACGCGGAAGUGGGCCGCGGCAAGUGGGCGGGCCGCGAGCUAGGUAAGUGGGGCGCGAGGCAGGGCGACGCGGUGGCGGGCCUUGAAUUGGGGCGGGCCCGAUGUAGCACGUGCCCGGGCCGGAGGUAGUACGCGGGCUGAGACGCGGGAGCUGGGGCGGAGCAUGUGGGCCGCGCUAGCGAUGCGGGGCGCAAAGUUGCUGGCGUGGCGUGGGCCAGGGGCGCGGGAAUGGGCCUUGAACCCAGCUGUCUUCACGAUAACUCUGCCUGUUUGCCUCGGUAGCCCCGUUGGUCAGUGUUUCCUUGAAAGAGAGAAAAGACAUCUCAGAGAAAGCUGUCAGUUUUUCUUGACUAUGUGUUAUGUACUGUAGGUGAGCAGUGGAGUAGGUUGAAAUGGUGGUGAUAGUGACAGGAUAGCCACCGUUUCUUCCUUUCUUUUCGUCUGAGCUCCGACGCAAACCCUUUUUUUUUCCGUAAAAUGGGAGAUGAAAGCUUCCUGGUUCCGAAGAAGCCGCUCCCUGCUCACAAAACUGACUCCAAUCCAUUAUUUUUCCACCAGCCAAAGAAAGAACACUGUGUGUCAAAUCUGAACCCGAAACAAACAAAAAAAAAACCAACUCUGCCGCAACAUAAAAUAAGGGGAAGAAAGAAGAUCGAAGCGAUCAACAAAGCCGAAAAGGGGAAUAAGUGGAAAAGGUGAUU